This is a messenger RNA of Neohortaea acidophila, 646 nucleotides long. RefSeq lists its product as uncharacterized. The coding region runs from base 156 to 614 and encodes 152 amino acids. The transcript has a single exon. Lineage: Eukaryota; Fungi; Ascomycota; Dothideomycetes; Mycosphaerellales; Teratosphaeriaceae. The record is from RefSeq and is a predicted model, not a curated record.
AGACAGAUCAGGUCAGGUAACAACCUUACUGCAUUGGAUGUAUUUUGGGUAACAGGCAGCGCAGUUCUUUGGGUCGGCGCCGCCCGUCUCGAACCGCUGGGGCGUCAUCGCACAGGGUUACCAGAGGCUAAAAGAGAAUAUGAGCAAUUGCUUGCAUGCACGGCGCUCGACUACUUCCGGCCUGGUUACGGAGACCAGUAACGGAAGCGGAUGCCAAUGCUCUCAUACUGCAUAUGUAUGGUGUUUUGGCAUGCAGUCAUUCCCGUCAACCGACAGUGCGAGGAAAAGAGGGCGAGGGGACGGCAUUGGAGUUGGUGAGGAUGGGCAGGCAAGCUAGUCUCACAUCUGCCUUGGGCCCGCUCCCCCUUUCCAGAAACGGCGGGCCCUCGGCUGAUCGUGUGUCAGCGCGCGUCGCGCACGGUUCCUCCGUUCGUAUUGACAAGGUUGGGGACCCGACGAUGCAUCUCCGACCACGGAAGCUGUCCAAUGGUCGGUCAUCUUCUACCAAGUACAUCAAGUCAUGCUCUACACCAUAUGUACACGAGAAGGUUGACUACACCAUGGUCCUGUAUGCUGAAUUUACCCCGCUGCACAAUGACCGCGUUGCAAUCUAGUGUCUGUCAGCCCCACCAAACGCCUUCGCUGU